This is a messenger RNA of Lachnellula hyalina, 297 nucleotides long. RefSeq lists its product as uncharacterized. Bases 1 to 297 code for a protein of 98 amino acids. The transcript is spliced from 2 exons. Lineage: Eukaryota; Fungi; Ascomycota; Leotiomycetes; Helotiales; Lachnaceae. The record is from RefSeq and is a predicted model, not a curated record.
AUGAGUACGAACCCAGCAAUCGCAGGAACCAUCCUCCGCAACUUCUCCAUCAUCACCGCCGUGGCCCUAACAGGCGUCUACGCCUCAGACCGCAUCAUCAGCAUCGCGAGCCGGAAACAGAUGGGGAUACGCGGGGAACAGAGCAUCUAUAAUGCCAGCGUACACCCAGAACAAGAUCCACUAGAUACGAUCUUGGAUCGCAAGAACCUCAUGAACGCGGCGAAAGCGAGGAAGCCUUGGAAUAUGACACUGGCUGAGAAAGAGCGGUCGAGGAGGGGUGAGGCCGUGGAACAUUAG